AUGGAGGUUCCUAACGAACUCGUCGUCACAUCCACCUAUGUCCUCGAGCCCGAAAUUUCACUUCUUGAUUAUCUUCACUGCUCGUCGCUCGGAACGCGACCGAGUUUCUUUCUUACCACCGCGCUCGGGUAUGGCAGCUUAGAGCAGGACAUAUGGACGGCGGUAGCGUCGGGGCGUUACAUGACCGUCUAUCACAACCACACCUGGUUUCGAGUUGCUUUAACGACUUGGAUGGCCAACCGCGACAUCUCAUCCUACUUCUACGUCAUUCCCAUUGAUGGUGACAUACCCAAACGCAUCCGCAAUUCUGUCGGCAUUCUACGUAUCCGUCGCGAUUUUGUCGCCAGCGCUUUCUGCGUUCCAAUCGGUCGUCCCGUCUUCCCCGACCUCUCUCCCGUUCUCGAGAAAGAAUGGGACGCGACUAUCCCUCUCUCCAACCAGUUACAAGUCGCCCUCACCUUCCCUCCCAAAUUCUCCCAUGCCGCCCGUGACUUUGUGUACUUCAUAAAUGGCGACGAGGUUUCGUUGGAAGAUGAUGAUCAUGCGGGAAUAGAAACAGGCACUGCAGGGAUGGUGGCAGGAACGGGGGAGCACGAGGGAGGUGGGACAAUGGGGCGUGUAAAGAGUGAGGUGAUGGGGGGUUCGAACCGCAACCAUAUCGACCGAGCGAUCAAAGUCCCUGUCUUGUUCAACCAAGUGACCGCCUAUAAGAACCAGUACCCUUUGCCCACUUCCCACACAUUGAAAAGAAGGAUAUCGGACAACGCCGUAACUUCAUCUUGCACCACUAUUUAUCAAUCUCGGGGGAGAACAGGAGUAGCCGCUCCGGAUAUUGUUCACCCCAAUUUUAUCCCCGUUAUGAAAUUUGUUUCGCCUGCGUCGCUUGACGAGCUCCUCUCCUUGCUUUCCACAGACCCUGCAAUGGUUAUCCCAGUCUUUUCUCGUCUGUGCAGUCCCAGAACUACUCGCAUGCCGGUUGAGAUAUUGUUGGAACAGGAGGUGGAAGAAGGGGUGGACCACAAUGCUGGGGCUAUGAUUAUUCGGAGGUUCUCACGUUUCAGUAGCAUCAUCAGCCUUAGCAAGACUGGAAGGCGAUCCCUUCUAUACGCAGUGCCAAUCAUACCCCAGGACGUGCUGUUUAGUUCAUUGCCUUAUACCCGACCAGCUCCAGCCAACCAGUCUCUUAUCCUCGGGACUGACGCGUUCACCACCUAUCAUCCAGCAUCCCGCAGGAUUCAAAACAUAAAAUGGAAGUAUCUUCAAUACCACCGAAUCGCGACGUUCUCGUUCACCAUCACUUCCCACUGCCGUGAUCGAGACGGUACGGAGCCGGGUGUACUCACCAACAAGGACAUCUUUGUCCAACGCGAGUGUUCGUUUCUCCGCAUCGCAGUCGGGAGAGAAUUGGCUACAACGAAGGACUGGGGAAUCUUCCGUUGUUUCAGUUAUCCAGACGAUCCCGCUACGUCUCCCGCACAAGAAGCAGGUCUUCUUCGCGUACCACUCACCCUCGUGUCGCGCCCACAGAAUCCUCGAAACCAGCACUUCAUUCCUUACAUCGACUCCACCCUCGAACGCGAAUGGGCUGCGAUACCAAACGCAAACAUGCUCAGCGCUCUUUUGCUCUUCCCCUUGGGAUACACAUCUGCGACGGUCACUCACCUCGUCCAGCACCCAGCACCUCCUAUGUUCGACGCGGAGGUUUGCGCUCAGAGGGCCUGCGAAUAUGCGUACCAUACCAGGUCCCAGCUCGAAGCGUCACCCUCGAUGCCGACAGUCCUUGAUGAUGAUCAAUUGUCGAAUGACGAAACGAUCAUCGAGACCAGCUCUCUGUAUUGCUCCAGCGCUGACAAGACAGUCGACGGCAAGAGCGAGAGCAAGCAGGAUAGCGGGAGAUAG
Stereum hirsutum FP-91666 SS1 is the source of this 1899-nucleotide messenger RNA. RefSeq lists its product as uncharacterized. The transcript is spliced from 5 exons. The record is from RefSeq and is a predicted model, not a curated record. Lineage: Eukaryota; Fungi; Basidiomycota; Agaricomycetes; Russulales; Stereaceae. The coding region runs from base 1 to 1899 and encodes 632 amino acids.